GUGAUAAAGAGAAUGUAGAAUCGAAUCUUGAAAGUUUCAGGGUUAUCUUUUUAUCCUUAACUUCUCAUAUCUUUUGAACAAACCAACUAAGCUGAUCACUACUGCUCUUCAGUGUCAAAAGUCACAAUGGCUCAUUCAGCACUUUGGCUGGUGUUGUUGCACUGGAUGUUCCUGCACUCCCCAAGCAGGUGUAACAAUUUAACCAAAGCCGAACUGCAAGAACUGGAGAAGAUCAGCACCUGGGUCAUCACCCGCAGCUUUCCCUGCAGUGCCACCUGUGGGCUUGGCCUCCGCACUCAAGAGCUCUGCCCUACGGGGGGAAACAGAAACAUCUCCAGCACUUCCUGCAAGAUGAGGACCAUCCGCUGCCUAGACACCUGGCAGUGUGGACUGAAGACCCAAACCACAACUGCUGGGCAGCGCCUGGUGCUAGACUGCUUAGAGGAAGUGAUGGAUGCCAUGGGCCGCUUUGCAUUUGUGGUGUCUUGGCGCUUUGCCCAUGGAAUCAUCACAUCUGAUGACUCGUUAUUCAGCCGCUACGAAGCCCUGAGCCUGGACAAGGUGGUGCUAGACCCCCUCGGAGAAGAGGAUUCUGGGACAUACCGCUGUGACGUACUAGACACCGGCAAACGAAGAGUGAAGAGAAUGUAUAAAGGGGUGAAAGUGUUAUCACCUAAAGAAGUGAGUUUAGACUUUGCUAAAGGUCUGAUUCACUGGGAGAACCCAGAGAGCCUGUUUCCUAACCUGACGACCACAGGAAACCCGUACCCCAGCAGCAUUGUCCGAAACAUGGCGCUGAUAAGCGUGUUCAUAUCUGCUGCAAUGGCGGCCCUUAUCCUUCUGCUCUUGUGGGGUUUUUACCGGAUAACACUAAGAAGAACAGCUCAACUUUCCCAGAACAAUGUUUGA
Messenger RNA from Cyprinus carpio (common carp), 909 nucleotides. RefSeq names its product transmembrane protein 81 (gene tmem81). NCBI's taxonomy places the organism in Eukaryota, Metazoa, Chordata, Actinopteri, Cypriniformes, Cyprinidae. The record is from RefSeq and is a predicted model, not a curated record.